AAAGGGGUUUUGGGGAUUGGUUCUUAUGGGUCUCAGAGUCAAGACAAACCUGCAUCAACCUUCUUCGCAUUCCCGUCCUCUCAUAUCAAGUGAAUAAGACCAAAAGAAGUCUCUUUAAGAAAUUUAAACCCCUUUUAACGUCAUUUCAUCAAGAUUGACCUUUUAUGACAUUUAGUACGUUGUAUCCUAAAUCCCCUAUCACGCCCUCUACUUGUCGCAGCUAAAACUUGCUGGCCAAUAAUAUCUUCCACACACUUCAGGAUUUUCCCAUGAUAUGCACGGAUGUUGUGUACACAAAGAUCCACCUCUGUGUUUUUUGUUCAGUCUGCAGUUCACGCGUCGGAUCACGGAAUAUUGUAUACUGUCGGGAACAGUACGUGGCGUUGUCUUCGCCUUGUCUACAACAGGACACAAGAUUUGCGUGACUAGACCGACCAUCCCGCGAUCGUAAUGUGAUUUCUUAUGAACCUUGUAACCUUUCGCCCCUCCCCCUCUUUUACUCAAGUGACUUUUAUCUGUCCUUGAGGCGUUGUUUCAAGGACUUCUGGUCUAUUGUUCUACAUGGAAGCCUUACAAGAGGACAAGUCUCAGGCACUGUGUCUUUGUGGUAAGUCCUGAUCUUAUCCCGACCUGAUAACAUUACAAGAGUUACAACCGUACGCAGCCGAGCAAGACGGCCCCGUGGAUGUUGUAACACCGGUAAUACAUGCGUGAUCGUUCAGUUGUCACCGGUGUGUCAUUCAUUGUGUCUUCAGGUGAUUUGUGUGCUCGCGUGCAGCAAUGGCGACGGCGGAGCCUGAACAGGAAAUAUCACUUCUUGGAGGGUUUCUGUCGUGUGGCAUUUGCGGGGAAGCGAAGGAGAAAGAACUGAAGGCGUCGUCGUGUCUUCACUUGUUUUGUGGGGACUGUUUGCGAGCAAAGGUCGGAGAAGAUGGGACGUUCUCGUGCCCAAGGUGUAAGAAAGAUGUGACUCUCCCAGCCGGCGGUGUCAAUGACCUUCAAGACAGCCUGUGGGUACAUGACGUCAGGAAGGCGAUGGAAAGUAGGCCAGUCGCGCCAGACUCGCCACAGGCGAUCCGGGAAGUCUGUGAUCACCCGGCGGAAAACGCGAGGAUCUUCUGCGAGAACUGCGACAAGGCUAUCUGUGAGGACUGUGUUCAAGACCCGAACCCGCAUAAAGGUCACCAGGUGAGUCUACUCAGCGACGCCAUCAAGCGGAAACAAGGAGAAGUGCAGACGGUGAUAUCGUCCUGUCUCGUAGGCGUGUCAAACAGUGGGGCGACCCUGAACAACUUAGAAGCCUCCGAUAGAACACUUCGGGCUAGGAGAGACAAACUCGUUCGGGAGAUCGAGAAAGAGGCCCAGGUUUUGAUUGACAGGAUCGUUGCACGACGUGAGCGGCUGGGAGCAGAUGUCGAGGCAAAGUACAACGAGAAAAGUCGCCUUCUUCAAGAGAAGAGAUCAGAGACGAUAGAAACCGUCGCCAACUUGCUUCACGCAGUAGAGAAAGCUGAGACGUCUUGCAAUGAGAAGGAGGACAACUACCUAAGACUAUCAGGGGCAAAGUCGGACAUGAUACACCUGAGCCAGAGGCUGACACACGUAACAGCCGAGGUUGACCUUGACGCCUUUGACCUUGGUUUGAAGUUCACGUCAAAAGGUAUUCCUGAGGAUGGCGCGUUUAGAAUCGGCCGCGUCGAGGAGUUACCGGUCAUCCGUCGGGUCAGUUCGGACAGCACGGACAGUCUAGGCUACGGUAACGGAAAUAGGGUCACAAUAAACGGUAACAACAAUGGCGAGAAGAACGGUGACACUGAAGACUCAGACGAUACGGUGCUAGCAGAACACAAAGAGUGUAGGACAUCGGACAGGUCCGUCAUGGUGGGGAAAGCCGGGACCAAACAAGAACAGUUUAACCACCCGUGCGGACUCGCCGUUUCCGAAGAUGACGUCAUCUUCGUGGCCGACACCGACAACAAGCGAAUCCAGGUGUUGAACAGCAGCGGCGAGUUCGUGCGCGUCAUGCCGACUCUCAGCAAGACGUGGCUCGGGAGGAACACGGAGCACGAGCCGGUGUGGCUCGCCGUCAGCGCCGAGGGCAACCUGUACGUCACCUACCACAAGAAAUCGGGCGUCGACGUGUUCCAAGAGGAUGGCGCCUUCGUGACGUCAUUCGCGCGAAAUGUCAGAUCCAGCCGGAUCGCGAUCAGUCCGUUAGACGGGAACAUAGUGGUCGGGUCAGAGAGCGGGAUUCGGAUCUUCACGUCGGAUGGCCAGGCGCAGAAGAUGUUCUCGGGCCCGGCGUUCCUGGGAGGGGUGGCCGUGAGCCCGCAGGGGGACAUCCUGGUGUCCGACAGGAGGGAACACUGUGUCAAGGUCUACAGACCGGACGGUAAGCUCCAGAGAACGCUGAGCGGGUGGGGUGACAAGGCGGGCCAGUGUUACUCCCCGCGCGGCAUCUGUGUGGACCGCCGCGGGAACGUCAUCCUGGCUGACAGGGACAACGGGCGGGUCCAGAUGUUCAACUCCAGCGGCAAGUUCCUCAGGGUGCUGGGGACGAGAGCAGACGGGCUGGACCGGCCAGAAGAGGUGGCGUUGCUAAGCGACGGUCGUAUUGUCGUUCUAGACUCCGUGCACCAGUGUCUGUUUUUCAUCUCACAAUAGAUGCUUAUUUGUGUUAAACUUCAAGGGAGGGGAAAAUAUUGCUUCAUCUUCUUCUUCUGUUCGAAACAGAUAAGGUCAUUGACCUGGACCUGGACCAGAAGAUUGACGUCACCAUGAUUACUGGUGAAGUUGUAGAUGGCCUGUGGUUUUCGGUCACAUUAUGUAGGAAGUGGCAGGACAGAGCUGGGGGCUUAUCACUAUGAAUUCGUUUGAGGAAGAAUGAUGGACAGAGCUGUAGUUUGUUAACGUGUGAAAGCAAACAUUAUACAUUUAAAUGUCACAUUUCUUCUUCGUUGUAUCUCUGUACCUAAAAUUGAUUUUAAGUUUGCGGGAAGGUUUAAGUUUAAGAUAGGAUGGAAAAUGAGGUUGCCAUGCCAUGCCAGGCGGACUCCUGUGGUAUAUUAUUCAAUGUAUUUGACUAAUUUCUCCUAUUUCUCCAGCAACGUAUGUAGUCUGGUAGAGACAAACUUUGUCUUAAGUAACAUUUCUAUGGUUUCUGGAGACAACGAAGAUUGAGAGAAUAAACUAUGUAUUAUUUCGCGGGGAAGCAGAAUAGACAUGAAUUCAGGUGUGGUAUAGAAUGUAGUAUUUCGUAAUGUUGCAAAAAAAGCUCUAAAAUAUUAUGGGCAUCCUGUCACUAGCGUAUGUCUAUAGUUGCAAAAGACAUAGAAUUAUGAUGUUUCCGAUGUUUCAAAUUCUAAUGAUAUGACCUUGUGGCUUGGAUCCAUGGGUUAAAAUGUACGGCACUUACUUCUGCAGGUGAUUUUUUAAAUAUAAUUAUCAUUUUGCAUUCUUAUAAAUAUUUGCAUUUCUUUAGCUUUGCUUGACUAAGAGGUGCAAAUAUGUUUAAUGUUGUAAUGUGUUCAUGUUUAAGAAUUGUAUAGUCAAGGAAGAGAAGUUGGAUUUUAACUAGAUGUCAAAGUAGUUGAGUAGACAAGUUGAGUUCUCUCUAACCUUGUGUGAAACGGUGCUUUCUUAGCUAGGACAAUACUGUAUGGAUUGUCUUUUUUCUUAAUGAAUGUUAUGUAUGAUUUUAGAUAGUUGCAUAAUACAUAUAUAGAGUGAUGUUUCUGUACAGAAAUACUGCGUAUAGCUAACGAUUGCUUUUAUAAGGAAUAAUGAACUAUGCAUCGGUGUUAAGAUUUAAAGAAUGAUGCAGAAAAUUGUACAGGUAUACCAAAGACGAAUAAUAUCUGCAAAUUUCAA
This is a messenger RNA of Branchiostoma floridae (Florida lancelet), 3870 nucleotides long. RefSeq names its product tripartite motif-containing protein 3-like. NCBI's taxonomy places the organism in Eukaryota, Metazoa, Chordata, Leptocardii, Amphioxiformes, Branchiostomatidae. Gene Ontology annotation, biological process: proteasome-mediated ubiquitin-dependent protein catabolic process; negative regulation of translation; protein polyubiquitination. The transcript is spliced from 3 exons. Bases 781 to 2664 code for a protein of 627 amino acids. Gene Ontology annotation, molecular function: ubiquitin protein ligase activity; translation repressor activity; zinc ion binding. The record is from RefSeq and is a predicted model, not a curated record.